AAAAGGACCCAGUGGAUGAACAGGAACACCAUGGAGCAGGACAGGAAAUGUGAAUGAGCAUCUCCUCCUGGAUUCAGAAUGAUCCUCCACGGGCCCAUGAGCGGGCUGGACCUGGACGACCUGGGAGACUUCGACAGCGGCGCCCGAUACGAGGGCGAGUCACAGAGCCGGGUGGUGAAGGCGCUGCUCAUCGUCGCCUACUCGGUCAUCAUCUGCAUCUCGCUCUUUGGCAACGUCCUGGUGUGCCACGUGGUGCUCAAGAACAAGCGGAUGCGCUCGGCCACCAGCCUCUUCAUCGCCAACCUGGCAGUGGCGGACAUGAUGAUCACCGUCCUCAACACCCCCUUCACGCUGGUACGGUUUGUGAGCAGCACCUGGGUUUUUGGAAAGCUCAUGUGCCACAUAAGCCGGUUUGUUCAGUACUGCUCCGUUCAUGUAUCCGUGCUGACCCUUGCUGCGAUCGCUCUGGAUCGACACCAGGUUAUCAUGCACCCUCUGAAGCCACGCAUGUCCAUGGUGAAAGGAGGGAUUUGCAUCAUUGUCAUCUGGGUUAUGGCCAGCUGCUUCUCACUACCUCAUGCCAUUUAUCAGACCCUGGCAAGAUUUUAUAUUGGGAACAGAACAGUCCGCAUGGUCUGUCUCCCCAGCUUCCCUCCUCCCGCUGACCUUUUCUGGAAGUAUUUGGACUUAGCUACUUUUCUUCUCUUGUACGCCCUGCCCUUGCUUGUGAUCACUGUCACGUACACCAUGGUGGCCAAGAAGCUCUGGCUGAGAAAUGCCAUUGGCGACAUCACCAUGGAGCAAUAUUAUGCCCAUCAGAAAAAAAAGAUGACGACCCUGAAGAUGCUGAUGGUGGUGGUGAUAGUGUUUGCAGUGUGCUGGUUCCCUCUGAACUGCUACGUGGUGCUCAUCUCCUGCAGGGCCAUCCACAGCAGCAACGCACUCUACUUUGCUUUCCACUGGUUUGCCAUGAGCAGCACGUGCUACAACCCCUUCAUCUACUGCUGGCUGAACGGGAGCUUCCGUGCUGAGCUGCGCUCCAUGGUGUGCGCAUGGCGGCCCCGCACGCCGCCGGGCCCGGCCAUGGCCGUGGGGUGCGCCUGGCUGCGCCGCUGCCGCCGACGUGGCACCGGCGCCACGGUGGCACCGGCCUCCCGGAGGGGCCCUGCAAGGACACACGUGUCCCGUGUGCCACCCGCUGUGAUGGGACGCUAG
Messenger RNA from Nothoprocta perdicaria, 1215 nucleotides. Its product is annotated as probable G-protein coupled receptor 83. The transcript is spliced from 5 exons. NCBI's taxonomy places the organism in Eukaryota, Metazoa, Chordata, Aves, Tinamiformes, Tinamidae. Gene Ontology annotation, biological process: neuropeptide signaling pathway. Bases 79 to 1215 code for a protein of 378 amino acids. Gene Ontology annotation, cellular component: membrane. The record is from RefSeq and is a predicted model, not a curated record. Gene Ontology annotation, molecular function: neuropeptide Y receptor activity.